Orbicella faveolata is the source of this 3293-nucleotide messenger RNA. RefSeq names its product matrilin-1-like. Lineage: Eukaryota; Metazoa; Cnidaria; Anthozoa; Scleractinia; Merulinidae. Gene Ontology annotation, molecular function: protein binding. The record is from RefSeq and is a predicted model, not a curated record.
GUCUCAGAGGUCAACGGGCAGGUUGCUCGCCUGGUCUGUCGGCCAGGUUUCAAUCGAAUUGAUAAAGCGAUGGACCUAGCUGACAAGGAAGUGUUGACAUCCCCAGCUGGCAUGAGAGAUGUUCCAAGGCCUGUCAUUGUAAUCACGGAUGGAAGGCAAACAACUACCCAAGGACCGUAUACUUCUCUCGACGUUCUCUCCUCGCGACUACAGGAAAAGAAAGCAAGUGUGUUUGCUUUGGGUAUUGGCGACGACAUUGACAAAUCAGAACUUGAAAAAAUCGCAUCCUCACCUGAUAACGUGUUCACAGUUAAAUCGUUCGACGAAUUGCAAGACAAAGUUCAUCGGAUAAAGAGAGGCUUUUGUAUAGUGCCUCCUGUACGUACGACUCCAAUACCGCUGCCCACAACUCCUCCGAGCUGCAAAGCUACGGCAGAUGUGGCGUUCCUUGUUGAUUCAUCGGGAAGCAUUGGUCGUAGAAGAUGGCCAUUGAUGAUAAACUUCUUGAAAGAAGUUACCAAUGUGUUCAACGUUGGUCCAGAUGGUAGUCAUAUAGCUGUAAUUGCCUACAGCACCAGCGCAAAGCUGGAGUUUACUUUCAACACCUUGUCUGGCGCACAAAUUACAGCAGAGGAAUAUGGAAAACUGAUCGAUAAAAUAGGAUUUCAGAGAGGCUUUACUUACAUCGACAAGGCUCUGAUAAUGGCUGAUGAACAGGUGUUCAUUACAAACGCUGGAAUGAGGCCUGGUGUAUCGCAGGUCGCUAUAGUGAUCACCGAUGGAGAGCAGACCACAUUCCGAGGAUAUACACCUUUGGAUAUUGCUUCUAAAAGGAUCAAAGAUAAGGGAGUUGAAGUGUUCGCCUUGGGUGUUGGUGGCGGUGUUAAAGUUGAUCAACUACGACUGAUUGCAAGUUCUAAUGACAACGUGUUCACAUCUUCCGGUUUUGAGGAACUCGUCAAUGUCGUGAAGCCAAUUGUGGAGAAGUCUUGUCGAACGAAACCUCCAGAUCCGUGCAAGACUAUUGGCUGCAAGGCGCCCUACAACAUAGGCUGCAGAACUGUCAACAACACAGCAGAGUGCAUCUGCCCAACAUGUCCGGACACGCUUAACCCUGUUUGUACUUCAGAUGAUGUUCAGGAUGGUUCUGAGUGUCACAUGAGGAGGCAAUCUUGCGUCACAGAAGAUCUAGUGACUGUUACAAACCGUGCACCAUGCGACAAGGAAUGCAAGCCAAUUGCAGAUAUUGGAUUUGUUAUCGACUCAUCUGGAAGCAUUGGACGACGCAACUGGGGAAGAAUGAAGCGAUUCCUAAAAGCGUUGGUCAGCAAACUUGACGUCAGUCCUUCCUCUACACACGUAGCAGCUGUUGCCUAUAGCAACAACCCUGAGGUAGUGUUGCGAUUUAACAGCCGUCAGGGUACGAAUGAAGUGAAUUUCGCGUUUGAUGGAAUGCGUUGGCAGCGCGGUUUUACUUAUACUGAUAAAGCUCUAUUCCUGGCAGACAGUGAUUUGUUCCAGAGUGCAAAUGGCAUGAGACCAAACGUAGGCAAGGCUCUUGUUGUCAUCACGGAUGGAAAACAAACAACAUCAAAACCUUAUACCAAACUAUCAGUAGCAUCUCAAGGAGUGAAGAACGCGGGAAUUGCAGUAUAUGCUGUUGGAGUUGGCAAGGGAGCUGAUGCAGCAGAGUUGAGGGAAAUGGCAUCGAGCCAAGAGAACGUCUUUACAUCUGCGUCAUUUAAGGAACUGCAGACCCUUGCUGUCGAGAUAAGAAAGCGGCUUUGUGAAGUGCGUCCUCCUCCCACAACUCUACCUCCUACCACACCAAAACCAACAGAAUUUGUUUGCGAAGCUGUAGCAGACGUGGCUUUUCUGGUGGAUUCAUCAGGAAGCAUUGGCCGGCGGAACUGGGUCAAGAUGUUGCAGUUCUUGAAAGACAUGGUGAAAGCUUUCAACGUCGGCCCAGAUAAAACACACAUUGCUAUUGUAGCCUACAGUACCGCAGCUAACCUUGAGUUUAAAUUCGACCGACUUAAAGGAUCUCAAAUAACAGAGGCAGGAUACAAUGGUCUUAUCGAUAGAAUUCGAUUUCAGAGAGGUUUCACCUUUAUUGACAGAGCUCUGAUUCUUGCCGACCAACAAGUAUUUCAAAGAUCGGCUGGGAUGAGACCAGAACUUCCUCAGAUCGCCAUUGUUAUUACUGACGGACGGCAAACUACAGACAGAGGUCCAUAUAGACAGCUUGCUGACGCAUCUAGGGGACUUAAAUUAAAGAAAGUUCAGGUCUAUUCCCUUGGUAUUGGAAAAAGCUUCGACCAAAAACAGCUGGAGGACAUAGCCAGUUCAAAGGACAAGAUGUUUUUCGCCUCUAGUUUUGCCGAACUUGCACCAGUGGCGCAGGAGAUUGCACAGAACUCGUGUCCAGAACAAAAGAAAGGUGAUAGCUACGCGGCGAAUUUAACGCAGGCUCUGGAACAAACCACACAAAGACUGUUUACCACAGCUGCUGGCAUGAGAUCAAAUGUGCCCAAGGGUUUGGACGCCAUCUUGGACUGGCUGGCUGCCUGCCUGCCUGGCUGGUUACGUGGCACAAAUGGUCUGGAUCUCAUGUGAAAUUGUUUUGGCCGCCGGGAACUGGGCGUUAAACGAAAUCCAGUCCCUAACGAACCUGGCAAGUCCAUGUCAACUCACCCAGCCAGCCCAGCGUCAAAACUACAGCUACAAGCCAAAUCUUUUUAUUCGAGGUGCUUUAAAACUAAGGUAUUGAACUAUUAGUAGUAGCAGGGAUAUUAUAUGUUUCCUUAGCGAAUAACUCCUGAAAAGUAAAGUGCAUUUCAUAAUAGUGAAAGCUUUUAGUUGCAAGAGAGAAGGAAAACUAAAAAAACAUUGCCGUUCAGUUUAACAAAAGAUGACUUACGUUAGGUGCUAAAUGACAAAAGUUUUAUGUUGAAAACAAAGAUGACAGCGCACAGGUAACACUCAGUAUAAAAGUAGUUUAUCACCUUGCCUGCUAUGCGAACAGUUCUUGUUUAUUUUCCAAGCAUGCUCAAGUUAUAUUUAGUUCCUCGUUGCUUAGGCAUCGAAGCAUAGUCAAGUUAUUUUUGCCGUUUUGCUCGUAGAAUGGCUUGCAAGGUAUUGAACAAUACAUCCGGGUUUUAAAACCAAUUCCUGGAUGGUAGAAAAGGACAGUAACUAAACCUUAGUGACUACAGCGUGAAUUAACAGUAGAAAGCUGCAGUAGUAGUUUUUAGCAAGGCGAUUAAAAAACUAACGAAGAACAUUCUUAACAA